Molecule: messenger RNA, 3461 nt
Organism: Poecilia latipinna (sailfin molly)
Lineage: Eukaryota; Metazoa; Chordata; Actinopteri; Cyprinodontiformes; Poeciliidae
Gene: araf
Product: A-Raf proto-oncogene, serine/threonine kinase
Exons: 16
Coding region: 216-2030 (604 amino acids)
Biological process (GO): MAPK cascade; protein phosphorylation
Cellular component (GO): cytosol; mitochondrion
Molecular function (GO): ATP binding; MAP kinase kinase kinase activity
Source: RefSeq, a predicted model, not a curated record
GAACCAGCCAAUGGGGACGGAGCAUUAUGGUGGUUUUUCCGCUUUCCCCGAACUUCUUGACAGAUUCGACUUCAGAUUGAGAGCAUUCAAGAUGGCUGCUACAGGUCCAAAGUAACAGCCUUGCCCACAGCCCCCUGUGCAUGCAGCUCUCUUAAGGUUGCAGCAUCCUCAGUUGUGUGCCCCCCACCCCGUCCCCAGUCCUCCUGCUUCUCACCAUGUCCUCCACCUCCUCGUACUCGUCGUCGGGGGAGACCAGCCCGGAGGAUGUACCCCGUGGUGGCGGCACCAUCCGAGUCUACCUCCCCAACAAGCAGCGGACGGUGGUGAACGUCCGGCAAGGACAAACCGUGUACGAGAGUCUUAAUAAAGCGCUCAAAGUGAGAGGCCUGAGCCAAGACUGCUGUGCUGUGUUUCGCUUGCUUGAAGGUCGUAAGAGACUGACGGACUGGGACACAGACAUCACCCCUCUGGUCGGAGAGGAGCUGCUAGUUGAAGUCCUGGAUGACAUUCCUCUUACCAUGCAUAACUUUGUACGGAAAACCUUUUUCAAACUGGCUUACUGUGAUUUUUGCCACAAGUUUCUUUUUAAUGGCUUCAGAUGUCAGACAUGUGGCUACAAGUUUCACCAACACUGCAGCAGCAAAGUCCCCACUGUGUGCGUCGACAUGGAUACAGUGAGCAAACGGUGUGACAGCAAUUCCUGCACAGAUUAUCCUCAGAUAUUGUUGCCUGAGAAUUCUCCAUCGCAGAGCAACCUCGCCUUAACCCCAGAGCCUGCUGGAUCAGGCCUGCUGUCCCCGACCUUUAACUUUCCAACAACAGGUGGAGAUGGCCAGUCUCUACAGAGACAUCGCUCCACCUCCACCCCCAACGUCCACAUGGUCAGCACAGUGGACAUUACUACCGUCAUCGUCUUAGAGGAAACACUGAAAUACAACACGAUAGGCCCAGAGCCUUCGCCCAAACCCCCCACCAGCCCACCCUCCUCUUUGGGCUCCCCCGGAAGGAGGCUGCAGAAGUCCCCCUUAGAGCACAAGGAACGCAAAUCCUCCUCCUCCGACGACAAGAAGAAAGUGCAUCGCGGAGGCUACAGAGACUCUAGUUACUACUGGGAGGUCCCCUAUCGAGAAGUCACUCUGCAGAAGAGAAUAGGCACGGGUUCCUUCGGGACAGUCUUCAAGGGCAAGUGGCACGGAGACGUGGCCAUCAAGAUCCUCAAGGUUAAAGAGCCAACGCCUGAGCAGCUGCAGGCCUUCAAGAAUGAAAUGCAGGUCUUACGGAAAACCCGCCAUGUCAAUAUCCUGCUCUUCAUGGGCUUCAUGACUAAGCCCAACUUUGCCAUCAUCACCCAGUGGUGUGAGGGCAGCAGUCUUUACCGCCAUCUGCACGUCACAGAAACCAAGUUUGACACGAUGCGUCGCAUUGAUGUGGCCAGACAGACGGCGCAGGGCAUGGAUUACCUUCAUGCAAAGAACAUCAUUCAUCGAGACCUGAAGUCAAACAAUAUUUUCCUCCACGAGGGCUGGACCGUAAAGAUCGGUGACUUUGGCUUGGCCACGGUGAAGUAUCGAUGGAGCGGCUCCCAGCAAGUAGAGCAGCCCAGCGGCUCCAUCCUCUGGAUGGCUCCCGAGGUGAUCCGGAUGCAGGACAGCAACCCGUACACCUUCCAGUCUGACGUGUACGGUUAUGGAGUGGUGCUGUUUGAGCUGAUGUCAGGAACGCUUCCUUACUCCAAUAUCAACAACAGAGACCAGAUACUGUUCAUGGUGGGCCGUGGUUACUUGUCUCCAGACCUCGGUAAACUGUGCAGCACCUCACCCAAGUCCAUGAAGAGGCUCAUCAUCGACUGCCUGAAGUUCAAACGGGAGGAGAGGCCCCUUUUUCCACAGAUCUUGGUAGCCAUUGAGCAAGUGCAGGAACUAAUGCCAAAAAUUGAGCGAAGUCGCUCGGAGCCAUCGCUUCACCGGGCCGUCCAAGCCGAGGACCUGAACCCGCUCCUGUUCCACACCACCAGGCUGAUGCCCCUCUAGGCCUCCUCUGGCCUCAGCUGAAACGCAGCAGCGUUCCUGUGCCUGAGAGAACACAGCUGGCUCUAAAGACAGAACACACCCACCCCACCCCCACCCGGCACCCCACAGCUCAGGAGCCGCACCGCUCAGUACCAAACUCUACAAGCAACCACAACACUGCUUAGUGUGAUGGCGAACCUUACCAUACCAGACAGAGGCCUGAUGCUGAACAAUAGGAUAACCCAGAGACACCUGCCUGCGACUCAGAGGGAGGGGCUUCUGAUGCAGGGAUGCUGCUCCUCAUUUCCCUUAGUCAGACCAGAGGAAGCUAGAAGUCAGGUUAACAACCCAGAGCUGCUGAUGUUCUGACACUUCCUCACUUUAUGACCAACCACCCAGCUCAGUGGGGGGUGGAGGUCUGAAGGGUGAAAGCAGGAACUCUUUUCUUAGAGGAUGAUAAAUGUAGUCUUAAUAGGAACCUUCUGUAUGUACUAUUUUGAUCAAUAUUUGAACACAAUCACCAAACCAGCCAGUCUCAGGGCGGGGGAGGAAGCACUGAGGAGGUUCAGGUGACCUGGAGCUGACCUCCAGGUUUGUAGGACGGUGUCCUGCAGAGCUCAGCAGCUCACUGACCAGGGCUCAGCCAAAUGGGCCCCAGCAGCCUCCUCCCACCCUACUGGUGAAGGACAAGCUGGUAGUCCUGAACCACACCAGAUCAGGUUUUAAAUAGCAGGCCCCAUGAGCUUGAAAUGCGUGGUCAGGGUUCUGGCUGGGAGUGGAGCCGUGGUCAGACCAGGGAAGGUUGUGACCGCUGCAUGCUGAGGCACAGGAGGUCUGCUCAUACCUGACUUCUCUCUGGUAGCUGGAGGGGUGAAGAGACGGUUGUUGUGCUUGUUUGUUUGGGUUGUGUGAGCUUCCUGCACCUUCAGACAGACGCAGCCAAGCUCUCCAACAGGUUCACAGUCAGGGUUUCACUCUGAACUCAGGCGGCUCCUUGGUGUUUCCUAAACUUAGGGUGAAAGUUUUGGAACCUCCAUGAGUAAUGACACGGUCUUUCCUCGGUAUCCAGACAACAUUUUGGUCUUCUCGGGCUGCUCGGGCCGCUCUGUUGACCCUGAUGGUUCACCAGGGCUCAGAACGUUGUACUAAAUCAGAGCAGCUGAUGAGAUUUGUGCAAUUGUUUCUGUUUUGGAUUGGAAACCUUAAUAGUUAAGAAAAUUGAAUCUUCGGCUAAUAUUUCUGUCUGCUGAUGCCAGAACCAAACAUAAGCCAUAGUUGUUCCCUGCUUCAGCCUGUUGUUGGCGCAGGCAGCCAGCAGCGUACUGGCUGCGUCAUCAUCAGGGUGCGUUCAGGUUCAGUCAGUAGCUGUUCUGCCUUCGCCUCACUGCUCCUCUUCCUGCUGGCUCAGCUCACACCUCUCUAACUGCUGACUAGAGCUCGGUGCCUUGGGGU